UUUUUUUCCUUUUUUGACAUCAUAUGCAACCAUUCAUAAAUAAUUAAAGUUACAUUUUUACUUGAAUCUUACAGGGAAAGAGGAUGCCAAUAAGAACAGUCUGGAAAACUGAGAAUAACAAGCAACUUUGAAAAGGAAAACAAAUCAAGCCAGAAAUCAAAAUAUUUUCCAUUUCCUACAGAAACCACACAAUUCUUCUGCUUCCCUAGUAGGUGAGCAGCAAAGGAGAAGAAAUUAGCCAGAGAGAUUGAGCAGAAAAAUGUGGAGUGUGUGGAACUUAAAGAUACAUUUCAUGAAAAGUCAAGGGAGAUUAUUUUUCCAUUCAGAAAAAGAGGGCAAUGUCAGGAUGUCAGUGGGGAGGAAAAGGUCAAUUGAACAGCCGCAUAGGGCAGACAGUGAAGCAGACAUCACCCUAUAAGGAAGGGAACAGUAGCUGCAAUCAAAGCACAACUAAACAAGGUAUCACACAUGGUGGGAAAGUUCCACCGAUAUGCAUAUUGUGGGGAAAAAUACAGACUCCAAAUCAUGGCUGAUUAUGCAGAAAAUGAUUAACAUGAUUAACAUUGAAUUCACAAACACUCUGAAUGUGGGAAAAGCUUUGAUCAAAACAGCCCCUUGUGCUUGAUGGAAGGACUCAUACAGGAAUGGAGCUUUAACAUGCAUGCCAACUUGGUGAAACACCAGAUAAUUUAUAUUGGGCAGAAAUCACAUAAGUAUCUAAAUUGUGGGGAAAGUUUCAGUCAGAAUUCCCACCAGAGGACUCACAUAGUAAAGAAAUCAGAUUGUGACAAAAGUCUAAUUAGAAAAUUUCACCUCACAAGAUACCAAACCCUCUGAAUGUCCCGAUUGUGGGAAAUGUUUCAACUGAAAUUAUGACCUGGUGAUACGCCAAAUGAUGCACACAGGAGAGAAGUUGCAUGACUGCCCAGAUUGUGGGAAAAGUUUUAUUCAAAAAUCCCAUUUAGUGAAUCACCAAAGGAUUCACACAGGAGAGAAACCUUAUGAGUGUCCAGAUUGUGGUAAAUGUUUCAGUCAAAAAUCCCAUUUAGGGAAUCAUCUGAGGACUCACACAGGACAGAAAUCAUUUGCAUGUCCUGAUUGUGGAAAAAGUUUCAAUAGAAAAUUCCACCUCACGAGACACCUAAGGUCACACACAGGAGACAAACCCUUUGAAUGUCAUGACUGUGGGAAAGGUUUCAGUCACAAUUCCAGCCUCAUGAAACAUCUGAGCACUCACACAGGAGAAAAACCCUUUGAAUGUCCUGAUUGUGGGAAAAGUUUCAGUCAGAAUUAUGACCUCGUAAUGCACCAGAGGACUCACACAGGAGAGAAACUGCACCAGUGCCCAGAUUGUGGGAAAUGUUUCAUUUAUCAAUCCCAUCUAGUGAGUCACCAGAGGACUCACACAGGAGAGAAACCGUAUGAGUGUCUGGUUUGUGGGAAAAGCUUCAGUCAGAAUUCCCACCUGGUGAAUCACCAGAGGACUCACACAGGAGAGAAACCCUAUGAAUGUCCUGAUUGUGGGAAACGUUUCAGUCACAAAUCUCAUCUAGUGAAUCACCAGAGGACUCAUACAGGAGAGAAACCCUUUGAAUGUCCUGAUUGUGGCAAAAGUUUCACUCAGAAUUCCAACCUGGUGAACCACCAGAGGAUUCACACAGGAGAGAAACCCUAUGAGUGUCCUGAUUGUGGGAAACGUUUCAGUCACAGUUCCAGCCUGGUCAUACACCAGAGGUCUCACACAGGAGAGAAACCUUUUGAAUGUCCUAUUUGUGGAAAAGGUUUCAGUAGGUACGGCAGCCUGGUGAACCACCAAAGAACUCACACAGGAGAGAAACCCUUUGAAUGUCCUGAUUGUGGGAAAAGCUUCAGUCACAAUUCCAGCCUGGGGAAACACCAAAGGAUUCACAAAGGAGAAAAACCGUAUCAAUGCCCUGAUUGUGGGAAAGGUUUCAGUCACAAUUCUAGCCUGGUGAUACACCGGAGAACUCACACAGGAGAGAAACCCUUUGAAUGUCCUGAUUGUUGGAAAAGUUUCAGUCACAAUUCCAGCCUGGUGAUACACCAGACAACUCAUAGAGGAGAGAAGCCUUUUGAAUGUCCUGAUUGUGCAAAAAGUUUCAGCCACAAUUCCAGCCUGCUGAAACAUCAGACAACUCACAAAGAAGACAAACCCUUUGGAUGUCCCGAUUGUGCAAAAAGUUUCAGUCAGAAUUCUAUCCUUGUGAAACACCAAAGGAUUCACACAGGAGAAAAAUCCUUUGAAUGUGUUGAUUGUGGGAAACGUUUUAGUCUCAAUUCCAGCCUGGUAAUACACCGGAGGACUCACACAGGAGAGAAACCCUUUGAGUGUCCUGAUUGUACAAAAAGUUUCAGUCAGAAUUCCUGCCUGGUGAAACAUCAGAGGAGCCAUACAGGAGAAAAACCUUUUCAAUGUAUUGAUUGUGGAAAAUGUUUCAGUCUCAAUUCCAGCCUGGUAAUACACCAGAGGACUCACACAGGAGAGAAACCUUUUGAAUGUCCUAUUUAUUAUGACCUGGUGAUAUACCAAAGGAUGCACACAGGAGAGAAACUGCAUGACUGCCCAGAUUGUGGUAAAGGUUUUAUUCAAAAAUCCCAUCUAGUGAAUCACCAAAGGAUUCACACAGGAGAGAAACCUUAUGAGUGUCCAGAUUGUGGUAAAUGUUUCAGACAGAAAUCCCAUCUAGGGAAUCAUCUGAGGACUCACACAGGAGAGAAAUUAUUUGAAUGUUCUGAUUGUGGGAAACGUUUCAGUCACAAUUCAAGCCUGGUCAUUCACCAGAGGUCUCACACAGGAGAGAAACCUUAUGAGUGUCCAGAUUGUGGUAAAGGUUUCAGACAAAAAUCCCAUCUAGGGAAUCAUCUGAAGACUCACACAGGAGAGAAAUUAUUUGAAUGUUCUGAUUGUGGGAAACGUUUCAGUCAGAAUUCCAGCCUGGUCAUUCACCAGAGGUCUCACACAGGAGAGAAACCAUUUGAAUGUCCUAUUUGUGGGAAAAGUUUCAGUCGGUAUGGCAGCCUGGUGAACCACCAGAGGACUCACACAGGAGAGAAACCAUUUGAAUGUCCUAUUUGUGGGAAAUGUUUCAGUCGGUAUGGCAGCCUGGUGAACCACCAGAGGACUCACACAGGAGAGAAACCAUUUGAAUGUCCUAUUUGUGGGAAAAGUUUC
Messenger RNA from Thamnophis sirtalis, 3193 nucleotides. Lineage: Eukaryota; Metazoa; Chordata; Lepidosauria; Squamata; Natricidae. The record is from RefSeq and is a predicted model, not a curated record.